This is a messenger RNA of Rotaria sp. Silwood2, 558 nucleotides long. Lineage: Eukaryota; Metazoa; Rotifera; Eurotatoria; Philodinida; Philodinidae. The record is from the annotation of a GenBank genome assembly.
AUGGAUGACCAAUUUUUACUUCGUCGUGCUGAUAUUUAUGAUAUCAACGCCUUAUCUCAACUUUCUCAAAAGACAAUCCGAGAAACAUUUGUAGAAGACUUUUCUAUUCCUUAUCCUGAAAACGAUCUUGAUACAUAUUUUCGUUCAUCAGCUAGCCCAGAAAGUUUUGCUAAGAAAAUAACUGAUUCAAAACGAGCUGUUUGGGUAAUACAAGAUAAAAGAAAUGGUGAACUUGUCGCUUACGCUGUUGCUGGUCCUUGUGAUGAUAUUCCUCAUCCUGAUGUUUGUUCAAAUCAAGAUGGACAACUUAACGCACUUUUUGUCCGACGUGAUCAUCGAAAUCAUGGGUUUGGUAAACAAUUUAUGAACCUUGCAUUACCCUGGUUAGAUGAACAUUACCCGGGACGACCUAUGUGGCUCACUGUAUGGUCCGGUAAUUUUAAAGCACAAAAGUUUUAUGCAUACUAUGAUUUCAACAAAGUCGGUGAAUUCGAUUAUCCUGUCGGACAAUGGAAAGAUCUUGAAUUUAUCAUGAAACGUCAAAGACCUACAUUAUAG